AGUCAACUCUUUGCGCUAUUCAAAGAGCUGAAGAUGUCAUCGCAGUCCACUGUGCCAAGCAACUCUCAAGUGAAUGGUGUGAACAGCGGGCGUGAUGAUUAUCGUGAUAAAGUGGAUGACGAUAGAAAUCAUUCCAGUGAAUCCUCGGAAUUGGAUGAAACCGAAGAUGAAGAAUAUUUCGAUGAAUCUCAUCAACCCAAAACUCUUAUCAUACAUACUGGAACACGAAUGAAGACGACAUCUGCAGCGGCAGUCGCGAAAUCCGUGCCAGCAAGGCGUAAGUCAAGUGUGAAAAGUUAUUCAAUGGAUAACACGGGGCUGCUGAGUAAGGCAUCAGCUGCGUAUGUUGAUCAGGGAUUUGAAUCAAGAGUGUUGGUGCUGUACACCGGAGGAACAAUUGGCAUGAAAUGUGUUGAUGGAGUUUACUGUCCUCAGCCACACUACCUGCCUCGAGCAAUGCGCGAUUAUCCUCCACUGAAUGACAAGGCUUACAUCGACAUGUUUUAUGCCAACGAAACCGUUAAACCCUAUUGUCUGCCAGCGAUACGACAUAUGAAGAAGAGGAUUGUUUACUGGAUAGUGAGUGUUCAUUUGGAGGUUGUUGAAUAUCAGCCGUUGUUGGAUUCAUCAGAUAUGACGUUCGACGAUUGGAUUCGAAUCGGCAAAGAUAUUCGUAAGGCUUAUUACCAAUACGACGGAUUUGUGGUGUUGCAUGGAACAGAUACUCUUGCUUACACAGCAUCCGCCUUAUCAUUCAUGUUCGAAGACCUUGGCAAGCCUGUCAUCGUCACUGGAUCGCAGAUUCCAGUUUGUGAGGUUCGUUCGGAUGGUCGAGAAAAUCUAGUUGGGGCGCUGCUGAUUGCUGGAACGUUUGAUAUCCCAGAAGUGACCGUCUAUUUCAACAAUAAGCUGUUUCGUGGGAAUCGAACGAUCAAGUUCGACAAUUGUAGCAUGGAUGCAUUCGAUAGUCCGAAUAUGCAACCGAUCGCGCAGAUGAAGAUUACAAUCAAAGUCAAUUACGAGUCCAUAUUUCGCUCCUCUACAAUGGCGCCAUUCUCUGUUCACAAUCGCUUGUGUCGGAAUGUUGCCGUUCUUCGAAUAUUCCCGUCAAUUCCAAUUUCCACGAUACGUGCCUUCCUGCAACCACCAGUACAAGGUGUUGUGCUAGAAACGUAUGGUGCAGGUAAUAUGCCGUCACGAAGAACUGAUAUCAUUGAAGAGAUCCGAAAGGCAGUUCAACGAGGUUGCAUUAUCAUUAAUUGUUCGCAGUGUAUUCGUGGACAGGUCGAUGUGCACUACUUUACCGGAAAGGUUCUCAUCUGUUGA
Molecule: messenger RNA, 1326 nt
Organism: Anisakis simplex (herring worm)
Lineage: Eukaryota; Metazoa; Nematoda; Chromadorea; Rhabditida; Anisakidae
Source: the annotation of a GenBank genome assembly